CUGAACUGAGGCAGGGUGAAGCUUUAACUGUGUCAGUGCAGGGGCAGCAGUAGCAGCAGCAGCUCUCUGUGUGGAUCAUCAUAUGAACAAGAUGAGGAACUCGGUGCUGCUCACUGUGCUCCUGCUGCAGCUGCCAGUCACCACCACAAAGGGAGGACACUGGGAGGACUACAAAUAUGGCCUCCAAAACUCAGAGCAGGACAAGAAGCAGUUCUGCUGCUCAUGGAAAUGCCUCCUGUUCACCUUGCAAUGGCCCGGAGGCUUCUGUCAGGCCACUUCAGGCACAACACUGCUGCAGCUGCUGGCCGAUGUUCCACUCUGACGUCCAGGAGCUGGAGGCAGAGCUGAGCGAACACUGGCCAUCGUUAGUGACAACCAAAUCCAGCUUCCACUUCUGGAGAGACGAGUGGAGAAAACAUGGGGUGUGUGCAGCGUGUGUCGAGGGAAUGAACUCUCCUCCAAGAUACUUCCAGAUCUGCCUCAAACUACGAGCACAAUUCGAUAUCCACAAACUGCUGGAAGAUGCUGGCAUCACUCCAUCCUGUGAACAGCCUUACAAGGUUGAAGAGGUGCACAGUGUCCUGGUUCCACAUCUAAGUGACAGACAUGAGAUUCAGUGUGUGACAGACGACAAGGACAGAGAGGUGUGGUUUCAGGUGAAGAUCCCUCUGUCUCACAACCUGACUCUCGGCUGUGAUCACCAUGGUGACGCUGAGGAUGACCUGGCGACCGGAUCCAACCGGGCAUGGAGCUCCUCUCCUGGACAUCCCUGCCCUCCUCAGGUCCCUUUCUACUACUUCCCAAUAGACCACCAGCAGCCCAAGCAGCCCUGUGGCUGAGAGGACAGGGGCACCUGAAAACCCUCAGUAGCAGCAGCCCCAGCAGCUUCCUACUGUCUUCAGUGGAGAACUGUACUCUGAAUGUGUAACCUAAGUUAUUACUUCACAUCUACAUCAACAAAUAAAUCAAUUCAUACAUUUACAGAAUUUGAAUGUGUUAUUUUUGUUGCCUCUGAACCAUUGAUUAAAGACAUUUUGAUUUUCUAUGUCAUUGAUCAUUUGUUU
Messenger RNA from Seriola aureovittata, 1064 nucleotides. It is a transcript of the gene rnaset2l, whose product is annotated as ribonuclease T2, like. NCBI's taxonomy places the organism in Eukaryota, Metazoa, Chordata, Actinopteri, Carangiformes, Carangidae. Gene Ontology annotation, cellular component: extracellular region. The record is from RefSeq and is a predicted model, not a curated record. Gene Ontology annotation, molecular function: RNA binding; ribonuclease T2 activity. The coding region runs from base 177 to 839 and encodes 220 amino acids. Gene Ontology annotation, biological process: RNA catabolic process. The transcript is spliced from 8 exons.